Messenger RNA from Ricinus communis (castor bean), 1643 nucleotides. Its product is annotated as spermidine coumaroyl-CoA acyltransferase. The transcript has a single exon. The record is from RefSeq and is a predicted model, not a curated record. Bases 61 to 1506 code for a protein of 481 amino acids. Lineage: Eukaryota; Viridiplantae; Streptophyta; Magnoliopsida; Malpighiales; Euphorbiaceae.
GUUAUAGUCACCCCUUAUAAUUAAACUAGACUCAUAUUUUUCUAUUACUCUCUUGGUCUUAUGGCAACCCACCAAAAUAACAUUCCCUUUUUGCUUGAAAGAAAGGAUGUUGUGCUUGUCAAACCUGAAAAACCUACCCCUCAAGAAGUUCUUUCCUUCUCUGCUAUUGACAAUGAUCCCAACCUUGAAAUUAUAUGCCAAAGCAUAUAUGUAUACAAAGCAAAUCCCAUUUCCUGUAAUGGAAAUGGUCAUAAUGAUUUAGGGUCAAAGUUUAACUGUCAAGUAAAACCUGCAGAUCCUGCCAUUCUGAUUAAAGAUGCAAUUUCCAAGGUUUUGUUGCAUUACUAUCCUCUAGCUGGAAAGCUAAAGAGACAUGCUAGUGAUGGAAGACUUUCUAUCACUUGCAAUGGAGAUGGUGUGCCAUUCCUGGAAGCAACUUGCGAUUGCCAACUUUCUACUCUUAAUUACUUGGAUGGUAUUGAUGUUCAAAUUGCUAAACAAUUUGUCUUUGAUUUUCCAUCAAAAAGUGACUCAGGUUACCACCCACUAAUGUUUCAAGUGACCAAAUUCUCAUGUGGGGGUUUCACAAUUGGAAUGGGCUUGACACACUCAGUAGCUGAUGGGUUUGGUGCAGCACAAUUUUUUAGAGCCUUGGCUGAGCUUGCUAGUGGAAAGAGUGAGCCUACAGUUAAACCUGUGUGGGAUAGGGAAAGACUGGUGGUAGGGAAAAGAACACUUGAACCAUUCCAAGUCCCUUUAGACAUUCCUGCUGGUUUAGCAAAAUCACCAUAUUUGCCAACUGCUGACAUUUUGCAUGAAUGUUUUUACCUGAAUAGCGAGACAAUAAGAAAACUGAAAGCUAACCUAAUGAAGGAGUGUGGAAAAGAAGCACUGAAAGAAAGCUUCACCACCAUUGAAGUGCUUGGUGCCUAUAUUUGGAGGUCAAGGUUUAGAGCUUUCAAGAUGGACCCAGAUGAGAAAACUCUCUUCUCUCUAACCAUGGGAAUAAGGCAACACUUCAAUCCACCUUUGCCUAGUGGGUACUAUGGGAAUGCUUUUGUGCCUUCAAAUGUGGUCUUAGUGGGUAGGAAACUCAAUGAAGGACCACUUUCUGAUGUUGUCAAACUCAUUAAAGGGCACAAGAAACUCUGUGCUAAUACAGAAUAUAUUUUGAAGCACAUAGAGAUUAUAGAGAAACUGCUAGAGCUAAAUAUCAAGAUUGAAAGUGGUAAUGGCGCAGCCAUGAUUUUGACAGAUUGGAGACAACUGGGCUUAUUGGAGGAAGUAGAUUUUGGAUGGAAGUCUCCGGUGAACAUAAUCCCAGUGCCCUGGAACAUGUUUGGCUAUGUGGAUCUGUGUAUUUUCAUGCCUCCUUGUAAUUUAGAUCCAUCAAUGAAAGGUGGGGUUAGAGUGCUUGUUUCUCUGCCAAGAGCUGUCAUGCCCAAGUUCAAGGAAGAGAUGGAUGCUCUUUUGCAGCUCGGAGAUGAUAGUGCUGAUGCUCUCUGAACUCCCAUAAUAACAGUUUGUAACAACAAUGUAUUAAUCCUCUUUAAAUUUGUGUUACUUGCAUAUUUGUUUAGAGAUAUCAUGUUAUGGUAAUUGUAUGAAGCUAUUGAAUAGCCUUGCAUUUGAACUUCAAAUAA